UUUGGCUUGUCUAGCUGAUGGCCAGCCAAUUGGACAUGAUCAACAGCGAAUAUAUAUACAUCUUUACAUUAACUCUACAAGGAUUCGGACAUCUCCCGUUGGUUGUGGAUACCGGUCUCCCGAAUGACAACGUAACGUUCGAAGCGUACAAAAGGCUUGUCGUGUUGACUUUUGAAAUCCCGGAUUUUAAAGCCCUUUCGUGGUUGAUCGACGCUGCGGCCGAUAUUGCCAAUAAAACCUACAAACACCCAUUCACAGCUGAAGACAAAUACAGCGAACUCACAUUGACCAUUCCCGAAAUGAUCUUUUCGGUGGCGAUUGCGCUCAACAGCAGUACGGUCCCGCUGGAAAACUUAACAAGCCAGCAGUUCCACGACGCAGUCAUCAACCGGGAAUUCCCAAGUGAUCUCCGUCGCGUUGUCAUAGCGUCCAAUGGAAUGCGACUAGCCAAUACGAUCUUCUUGAAGCUUAACGUAACAAGCCGCAAUUUUGAGCCGGCAUGGUUCUAUGAUCCCGUAGCGCAGAAUUUUUCCAAAACAUCCGCGCUGGCCGAUCAAUGGUUCGAUCCAACUGGUCCGCCCCUGAAUCAACCUAAAUGCGGCUUCCUGCGCGAUCGCUGCCUUCAAAGUCAAGAUUUGCUGCCAACGAUCAUUGGCUCCAUUUGCGGUGGUCUCCUUGGAUGCUUUUGCAUUGUGGCGGCAUCCAUUACUUUUAUGAAAUGGAUUUCUGUGCGGAACGAAGGGAAAUGGUGGAAGCUUGCUUAUGACAGUGUUUUACUGCCAACCGAUAUGCUGGUAGCAGAUCCCAAAGAAUCUUUACAGUUGGCGCUGUAUCUCGGUGACAGAGUGCUCGUACGGAUGGAAACCGUUGAAGCUCUGGAUCCCACCGCUGAGUUCAAUAAUCCCACGUUGAAGAUCCUCAGACAGCUCCGAGAUAUGCGCCAUGACAAUGUUGGCCAGUUUCGCGGAUUAGCGAGCCAAAGUCACCUGUUUUGCAUCAUUUGGGAAGGAGGCAGAGGGAGCCUCCGGAGUGCGUUUUCCAACGAUGCCGUCAUGUCGGAAGAAUCGAUUAAAGUGCACUUCAUGUACAAUGUCAUCCUGGGAUUGCGAUAUAUUCACCUUAAUUCGAAUGUCGAAGCACAUGGCAGUUUAUCAACCGCUACGGUUAUCUUGGAUAACCGCUUUACGGCUAAGCUAUGUGACGUCACAUCGAUUUUACUGAUCAACCAGUGCACGAAGACCAGCAAAAUUGGGAGUGUGGCUUUUGUUUCCAAACCGGACGACAUAUAUUGCUUGGGCAAAGUCAUUCUGGAGAUUCUCCGAGGAAAGCAUCUGGAAUCUGGCGAGGAACUGUUUCUGGAUAUGUUCAAAAUCAACAACAAAAUGUUUCUUUCCGAUGUGCGGGAGACACUCAAGUUGUGCUUCCGGGACAACCCUUUGGAGCGGCCAACAAUCAAAGCACUCUACCAGAAACUCGAACGAUUUCGACCCAAAGGCACCGUCGUUGAUAAUCUCCUUCAUGGACUACAAAGACACGCGGAAAAUCUGGAGGAUAUCGUGGCGCGACGCACCGUGGAACUGUUAUCCGAGCGACGGAGAGUCGAUGAUCUUUUAGCCGAAAUCAUACCAAAACCAUUCAUUGCUCGAAUGAGAGACCAGCGCAUUCCUCCUGCCGAGACCUUCGAUUCGGCCACCAUUUGUUUCAGCAGCAUGGUAGGCUUCGAUGAUCUUUGCCGAUCCAAGCAGCCAGUGGAGGUUUGUGCGUUUCUCAAUGAGUUGUACAAUUUCCUCGAUCUGCAAGUGGCUGGCUUUGACGUAUACAAAGUGGAGACUAUCAAAGAUGGCUAUGUGGUGGCUAGUGGUUUACCGCUUCGCAACAACGACCAGCACGGUUUCGAGAUAGCAGCCAUGAGUCUGCAUAUCUUGAACAGCAAUACACCUGGCAAUUUCAAAACCUUCCUACCAAUCAGGAUUGGUAUCCACACGGGACCGAUUGCAGCCGGAUUUGUGGGGAUUCGAAUGCCUCGCUAUUGCUUAUUCGGUGAUACCAUGAAUACUGCCAGUCGAAUGGAAAGCCAUGGCGAUGCGUCAAAGAUCCAUAUCAGCAGCAGUACAAAAACAUUGUUGGACAAUUCAGGACAAUUUUGCCUGGAGCCGAGAGGGCUAAUCAAUGUCAAGGGCAAAGGACUUGUGGAUACUUAUUGGUUAACAGGACAAACGAUGGUCUUAAGAUAAACGAAUUGGCUGAAUAUACUGUAGUAUUGCACCUCUGCUCACUUUAGUUAAAAGUAAUGAAAAUCAGAUGUUGUCGUUCUUAGGCUCACUAUGUACAAAAUAUUCGUAGUGUAAAAUAUCUAUUUUAGUAGGUACGAGCAGUCGUUAAUAAAGUUAUCCA
This is a messenger RNA of Paramacrobiotus metropolitanus, 2394 nucleotides long. RefSeq names its product atrial natriuretic peptide receptor 1-like. The transcript is spliced from 15 exons. Bases 18 to 2234 code for a protein of 738 amino acids. Gene Ontology annotation, molecular function: peptide receptor activity; guanylate cyclase activity; ATP binding. NCBI's taxonomy places the organism in Eukaryota, Metazoa, Tardigrada, Eutardigrada, Parachela, Macrobiotidae. The record is from RefSeq and is a predicted model, not a curated record. Gene Ontology annotation, biological process: intracellular signal transduction; protein phosphorylation; receptor guanylyl cyclase signaling pathway.